Molecule: messenger RNA, 747 nt
Organism: Penicillium brasilianum
Lineage: Eukaryota; Fungi; Ascomycota; Eurotiomycetes; Eurotiales; Aspergillaceae
Source: the annotation of a GenBank genome assembly
AUGUCCACCAGAGAAACCGCAAAAAAAGCGGUGGAAGGAAUUGCUGCGAAGCUUGGAUACGUUGAUUUGGCGAUCUUGGAUCGCAUUGGGAACCUGCUUCCUGAGGAGCGACGCAUAAUCGAACAGAGUCUGCGUGCGAAGGACGAGCAGAAAGGCCAUUCAAUCAAGACACUGGCAAGAAACCUCUAUAGCAGUAAUGCUCGAUUUCUCUUCGAACUGCUGCAAAAUGCAGACGAUAAUCGCUUUACCCUCGCACGGGAACACAACGAAUUACCAUUUAUUUCAUUUAACGUCUAUCCCGAUCGUAUCAUUGUAGAGUACAAUGAGGAUGGAUUCAGGAUUGAAGAUUUGUCGGCUAUCUGCUCUGUUGGGGAGAGCACCAAAGCCGCAUCUCACAGCUAUAUUGGGGCAAAGGGCAUCGGGUUCAAGUCCGUUUUCAUCGCGGCUUGGAAGGUUCAAAUCCAGUCCGGCAAUUUUUCCUUUCAUUUUAAACAUAAAAUAGGUGAUCUUGGUCUUGGAAUGGUUCUACCAGACUGGGAGGACUCUGAAUACGAAUGCCCUGAUCGCUUAACCCGAAUCACUCUUUAUCUUCACACGGAAGGAGAGCCGCACGCACUCGAGCACUUCCGCCAAACCAUUUUCCAGCAACUCGGUGAUCUUCAGCAAACUUCUUUACUUUUUUUUGCGGAACCUCAAGCAGAUAGGAAUCUUCUUCUACGAUGGCAAUGGUGGGAUGAGGCGAUCUAA